AUGGACCUACAUAAGCAGUGGGAGAACACAGAGACUAACUGGCGCAAGGAAAAGAUGGAGUUACUGGACCAGUUUGACAAUGAAAGAAAGGAAUGGGAAAGUCAAUGGAAGAUCAUGCAGAAGAAGAUAGAAGAGCUCUGCCAUGAAGUAAAGCUUCGGAGGAAAAUCAACAUGAGUGAACGUGCGAUUAUUGAUGUUGAUUGUGAAAAGGCCAUUCAAGACAAAAUGAUGGAAUCUUCUCCAAAUUAUCCCAAUUCAAGACAAUGUGAAUUUACAGGGAUGAAUCACAGGGAUGGUCUGGGGGAAAAAGGUAAAACAGAGCAGAGCUUACUCAGUGAAAGAAAUCAAAUGUGUAAGGAACAAAAAACAAUCAAAAAAUCAAAAGUAGGGUUAAUGGAUUCUAUGGCCACAGACAACCAAAAGGAAUGUAAGACCCCGCCUGACCUGAGGGCUUCUGAGGAAGAGAACAAGAGCUGCUCUGGUGCCCUCAACACAGCUCUUGAAGAACUUGCCAAAGUUAGUGAAGAACUAUGCAGCUUUCAAGAGGAAAUUCGAAAGCGUUCUAACCACAGAAGGUAGAAAAGCUCAAAAUUCUUAGCCCGCGUACCGCAUGUAACUAAUAUGCCUUAUGGAGAUCACAUGAUUAACAACAACCAGUGCAUUACUCCAACCAGUUUAGAAAAAAAAAAGAAAAAUAGAAAGAAUCUGAGCUGUACUGAUGUUUUCCAAAACAAUUCUAAGAAAAAAGGUGGAAUUGAUAAAACUGAUCUGCAAAGAAGUGAAACCCCACCAGUUCCUCCUCCAAGAAGUACAUCUCGAAAUUUUCCCAGCUCAUGUUCUGCACAAGCCCAUGAAAGUUUGAAGGAAAGUUCAGACCACAAUGGCUGGGUGGCCCAAGGAGGUCAAGGCGAAAAGAACUGCAACCCUCAUUUCCUCUGGAGGCACGACGAGAUGCCUACGCCAUGUCUAAAUGAAAGGAAGACUUUGAAAGAUAUUAUCACAUUUUCUUCUUUGGCACCAGAAACCAAAAUAGAUAAAAAGCCUUCAUGUAAUGAAAAUGUUGGACUUAACACGUGGUCAUGCGACACUGGGAUUGGUGCAAAAAACAGCCCCUCUACACCAUGGUUUCAGAAAACCUGCUCUAUUCCCAAUAAGCCAAAAUAUGAAAAGGUGAUUCCAGAUCACCCUGCUAAAUCUCAUCCUGAUCUUCACAAAAGCAAUGUCUGUAGCUCCUUGGUGACACAGAGCAGCGGCCCACUGAGAAGUUUCAGUUGUGGCUUUGAAAGGACUACUAGGAAUGAAAAGCUGGCAGCAAAGACUGAUGAAUUUAACAGAAUCGUAUUUAGAACAAAUAGAAAUUGUCAUGCAGUACAGCAAAGUCAAAGCUACUCAGAACCAUCUGAAGAUCUUCAGCCCUGUGAUACUUUAAUUUCUUGCACAGGUAACAUCUCAGAAAGUGACAGUGUUUCUGACAUUCUGAAAACCAGUGCCCCCAUGCCUGUGCCCAGGGAAAAUGUGCAUGAUAAUUCCACCAAAAAACCCACAACAGGCCUAUUCAGACAAAUGCAGGAACACAUAAGCCCUAGCAGUUACCGGAAUAUGCUCCACGAGCAUGACUGGAGACCAAGUAAUUUGUCUGGCCGACCAAGGUCAGCUGAUCCCAGGUCAAAUUAUGGUGUGGUGGAAAAGCUGCUGAAAACCUAUGAUACAUCAGCAGGGUCCGCAUUGCAAAAUUCUAAAUGCUUCCAGGCUAAUUGGACCAAGUGUAAUUCUGAUGUCAGUGGUGGAGCCACAUUAAGUCAGCAUUUUAAAAAGCUCCAAAUAGAACAAGAGCUUCAGCAAAAGCCAGCUAUGUGUGGAGCACAGCAAGUGAAGCAAGGAGCAGAUCGGAAAAAGGUAACUGAGGAAUCCGUGGCAGUGAAAUGCUCACAUGGAAAAGGAUUUUCCCGACCUGCUAGACCAGCAAAUCGCCGUCUCCCGUCCAGGUGGGCAUCCAGAUCUCCAUCGGCACCCCCUGCCUUGCGGAGAGCUGUCCACAACUUUCCCAUUUCUCUGCGAUCAGAAGCAUCGAUGGUCUGA
This is a messenger RNA of Lipotes vexillifer (Yangtze River dolphin), 2079 nucleotides long. Its product is annotated as KIAA0408 ortholog. Lineage: Eukaryota; Metazoa; Chordata; Mammalia; Artiodactyla; Lipotidae. The record is from RefSeq and is a predicted model, not a curated record. The transcript has 6 exons.